AUGCCGCCACAGAUUUUUCCAGAUAAAGGCAAGGAUGAGCCACCAAAUAUGCCCCCCCCUCCGUGGGGUUUCGCUGGAGCCUGGGCGCUCUUGGGUAUGAUCGUCAUUCUCCUUUUACUUUCUGCCAUGUACAUGCCUGGCUCUCUCGAGAUAGACCCGGAGACCGGGAUAUCGUGGAGCAAUGUAGACCACAGUAAUGAGGAUCUUGAUCAACUUGACGCAGUGGCACCGGAGGAGAGCUAUGAGAAACUGAGGGACGAGGUAGAACACUGCUAA
This is a messenger RNA of Clonostachys solani, 276 nucleotides long. The record is from the annotation of a GenBank genome assembly. NCBI's taxonomy places the organism in Eukaryota, Fungi, Ascomycota, Sordariomycetes, Hypocreales, Bionectriaceae.